Alternaria metachromatica is the source of this 5238-nucleotide messenger RNA. RefSeq lists its product as uncharacterized. NCBI's taxonomy places the organism in Eukaryota, Fungi, Ascomycota, Dothideomycetes, Pleosporales, Pleosporaceae. Bases 1 to 5238 code for a protein of 1745 amino acids. The transcript has 2 exons. Gene Ontology annotation, molecular function: guanyl-nucleotide exchange factor activity. The record is from RefSeq and is a predicted model, not a curated record.
AUGGAUUCUGAUCAAGCGCAUGAAUAUGCAUACAACCCCGGCCUCUCCGUUUCACACUGGCUGCAGUCGACUGAGCUCGACCAUGCCGACGACGACGUGGGAACCUCGCCCGAGCACUACUACUCCGCCUACACCACGACGACCGAGCACGCAGCAGCACCUCCCUCACCGCAACGCGGCCUCGACAUGCCCGCAGCGCGGCAGCGGCAGCCCAUGACGAACGGCGCGCGCUCAACCUCCAAAGCGGCCGUGAGGUCUGCCUCGAAUCCUGCAUCGCCGCCCGCGGCCACUCGCUCCUCCCCCCAGGUCUCCAACAAAGUGAGGGCCCUCGCCGAGCGCUUCGAGCAGUCGCCCACCAGCAGCUCGACGGCGACGUCGCCUGCCGUCCGCUCUCGCUCCAGGACGCCGAGCCGGGCUGGGGCGGGCACGCACGACGUCGCCCGGCGUGCGCAUGCCUCGAUCUCGUCGACAGCAUCGGCUGCACGCCCGAGCAAAGAGGCCUCGUACGGGCCGCACAAGUUCAACAACCUCAAGCCGCGAGACAGGCCCCAGCCCGCCCCAGCGUCGCCUCGCAACGCGCGCCGCACGAAUGGCAGCCGGAGCAGCAUCGACCACCACGUCUCGUCGACGCCCAAGAAGGUGACCUCGCCGAAUCGGGCGUCUGCACCCAGCGGGCGGCAGCUGUUUGGCGAAGUGCUGACGGGACAGGACGUGCUCUCGCCAGGCUUCGGGAUUCCCGUUCUCGACAGCACGCACGGCGACGCUGCACCCGCGGCCGCCUUCACCAGCCCGCACCAUGGCCGCUCUGCCAGCGCGGCAACCUCAGCCUUCGCCGACGACAUGCAACACGCCGCGCGCGCACAUGCGCAAGAACAAACUCCUGCACGGUCGCCCCAACGACACACGCCGCGUUCGAGGAUACCCGUAGCGACACGGCGUUUGAGCGCCGGCUCCGACUCCAACUCGUCGACGCGCUCCGUCAAGUACACCCCAACCCGCGCCAUGAACCACAGCAACCGCGCCUCGCCCACCCGGAUGGACAGGGUACUGGCUGCAGCGGCUGUCGCUCCAGUCUCCCGGGGCACAGACCAGUCCACGCUCCCCGCAUUAGCCUACCGUGGAUAUCGCGAGCGAGGGAAGUCGCCCUUGGGUGCCAGGAGCGGACCAAGUGUGUCCGCUGUCGUCAAUGCCCCGCCGCACCCGACGUCGCCUCGCCUGCGCAACUCGAGAGAACGCCAGCCGCUCCAGCCCUCGCCCGCUUCCCACUCGACAGGCACCGGCCCCCAUGGUGAGCAGGAGUACUUCCCACUCGCGAGCAGCUUCGACCCGCCCCAAGAGCAACUCGCGGGGCUGCCUGGCGUUGCUGAGAUCGAGCAAUCCCAUGAGACCCGUGCGCAGACGCAGGGCCAGCGCAUGUCGCGCGACGAGCACUCGUCACCCUCGCCCGAACAACAGCGUCUGAGCCUCCAGACGUCCAGCCUAACGGUACCGCCGCUCGAGCAGCCAGCAUCAGCCGUGACCGACUUCGACGAAUCGCCUGUACUAGGGCUUCCAGGAAGCUUUGUUCUUACGCCGCCGACCGCACACCAGGAGCCGGACCACCAGCUCUUGCAACCGCACGUCUUCCACCCGCCGCCGCAAAGGACUGCUCCUCCCCCGCAGCGGCCUGCUCCACAAUCCCCUGAAAUGGAGCAGUCAGAGCUAGGCGUUCGGGAAUCAAUACCCAUCAUGCUCAGCGAGGAGCCGCCGUCACACUCAUGGGAGCCCGACUCCGAAAGCUUCAGCGCAGGCCUUCAGGCUCUAUCGUAUGGGUAUAGUUCUGAUCAAACACACGAUGCUAGAGAUAUGCCAUCUAUCUCUCGCCACGAUACAAAAGGAUCGCCAGGAGAUUCGCUUCCUAAGCGUGACACGCUGUAUCCGGAUGACUCUGCCAGCCUUGGUCCCUAUAGAACACUCGGAUCGCUGACGCUGAACACGGAGACGUACAGCGUCGUAAACUCAGUCUUGAACAUGUACCAUCAAUCGCCGGUUAUUUCCCCAGAGUUGGCGUCGGUGUCGAAGGAAAGGGUGCAGCAGGUCUCGCCCGUCAUUGCACAGCACAAAGAUUGGGCCUCGAAAGAGUCUACAGAGACGUACCUCGCUCGACUGUUAAGUGACGCCAAUGGCUCGAAACAUGACAAGUCGAGGCGCGAGCCCAUGAGAGUGGCGUCCCCGUCACGCCCGGAUUCAUACACACCACAGCUGCACCAGGAAUCGCCAGAAGUUGAUGGCGGCGGCACGGCAAUCAUCUAUACUUCGUCCUCGCGACGUUACUCACAAAAUUCAGCAGGUUCCACCACCACGACCAUCCAGGAGGAUGCGUCUCAUUCCGGCAGUUCUUCUGGAGACCCUUCUCACAACGCGCUAUCACGAACCUCAACGGAUGAGCACAAAUCUGUCGCAACCAACCGCAUUGAGCUCCCACAACUUGCUUGGACGAAUGGCGGACUCGGACUUGACUUACAGCACAGUAUGCCGCAUUCACUUCCGGCGCCUCCCCGUCCCAACUAUUCACCACCGCCCCCACCCGUGAACCCAUCCAUCGACCAACAACUCUCCUCUCGCCCAAAUGCCUACAACGUUGCGCCACAACAUCAACAGCUUUCACGCCCGAUGCUCAACGACGACAAGUUCGAAAUGCAUCCCGCACGAUCACGUACUCCCGUUCUUCACGUUCAAGAACAGAGUCUUGAGGAUCGAUACGGUACCCCACAGCCUAUUGAGAGUACUAUUGAUCUACCAAGUGAAGCCGAGAAAGGUGAAGACGGCCAACCUGAUCCUGCCAGGCAAGCUUUGAUAAAGCGAUAUCGCACGCUGGAAGAGCUGCUUACAACAGAACAUCAAUUCUGCAUAGAUAUGAUGAUCGCGCACAACAUCUUCGAGGCGACCGCGCAGAAUAUGAUGAGCGAGAAGGAGAAGAGGUUGCUGUUCAGCAACUGUAAAGAACUGGAGAAGUUCUCUUUGUCGCUGUUCCGUGCAUUCAAGAAGGCUGCAAAGCCCAUCGUCAACUAUGAGAUACCACCUCCAACCGGACCCUGGAACCGUGACUCCUCUGAUGGUAAAUCGCACGAUUCUGGAGAAUCACCGAUGCAUGCUCGGCGACCAUCUGAAGACUCGCCGAAUCAGUUUGAGAAUUGCACUCUGGAGAAUGAUCGAUUGACCACCAUUGGUCAAGUCUUCUUGGACAACAAGGAGAAGAUGGAAAGACUUUACACGACAUAUUUCCUGAACCAGGACAAUGCCAGCGCUUUCAUCAAGAAGAAUCAAGGAAAUGAGGCGUUAUCUGGAUGGGUGACUGCUUGCUUCGAGCAAGUGGAAAACAUGACUCAAGCGUGGGAUCUGGACUCAUUAUUGUUGAAGCCGUGUCAGCGCUUGUUGAAGUAUCCGCUGAUCCUUCAGUCCUUGCAAGAGAUCACCGACCCGGACCAUCCCGAUCUACCGAAGAUCAAAGAAGCUUUCGAAGAGUUGAGAGCAAUGAGUCAGCGCAUCAAUCAGGCCAAAGCCCGUUCUGAUACCUUCCGUGCUGCUGCUUCGGAGGGCAAGAAAGAGAAGAAGAGCGGCCUGGGCAAGACUUUUGUCAAGGCUUUUAUCCCCAAGGUCGACAAGAGUAAAGCGUACGACGAGGCCGACAAGACUUUCAAAGACCAGGACUACAAGUCGAAAGAACAGAAGUUCGGUGGGCACUUUUUCCAGCUUCAGAUCGUCAUUCGCGAUUUUGAACAGUAUCUUGAUUCGAUCACCGAGCAUUACCUUCAGCUUAACAUCGUAUUUUUGGGCUUCAUCACGGUCUGUGAGGUAGCACCAUCCGUAUAUCCGGAGAUUGAGAGCACAUGGCGGAAAUGGGCAAUGGCUCAUUUUGAGCUGCAAAACAAGGCAUUGGAAGAUCACAAAGCUGCCGUUCGAAGCCGUGUCCUAAAGCCCGUCGGCGAUCUAUGGGAGAUGUGGGUGUCGUAUCAGAAGACUAUCGAGCAGCGCAAAAAGUACCUGCUAUACUACGUUAAGCAUAAACAAGCACUUGACCGUGGCGAAAAAGUCGACCCAGACCUAGAAGAGUCAUCCAAAAAGUUCAGCACGAUCAACGACACACUCAAACACGAACUACCACUUCUGUAUGAAAGAACAAAGGGUCUUAUGCGCACGCUCAUGACUCUGUUCAUGUGUUUGCAAAAGGACUGGUACAAGACUUGCUCGAAGAAGAUUCUCCCACUGCUUGAGAGCGAGCCGCAACACACGACAUCUCUUCGAUACGACCUCGAAUCGUACGUCGAACGCUUCCACUCGGACUACAAGCCGAUGCAGGAUCUUGCGAACAGAUUGGGUAUCAUCAACAGGAAUCUCCUGGUCGACAUUUCCAACAUGACGUCUCCUGUUCCAACACUCUCUUCCGACGGCGGCGGCGGCUCGUCCCGCAACUCAUCGUCGCGUCGUACUGAGUCUAUCGGGAGCGAAGCAUCAAUGCUUGACUCGAAAACGCGGAAUAGCGGCGGUUAUGCACCCCGAUCACAUCCGCGGAGUCUCGAUAACCCGCCACGCUCAUCCCCUGCAGGGCCAGCGUACCCCUCUCUCUACCCACCCAAUGGAUCAGGUCGGGCUGGCCCUGGACCUACAUCAUUACGGGAAGCACGCGCACUCAGUCCUGUGUCUGACAACAGUGACUCUACCAUAGUGCGCAAAGAGCGACGCAACACCGGUCCUUCUCGCAACAGCCACAACUACAUGGGUCUCGACGGAGCAGUAGACAUAGAGCACUCGCCACUGAGUAUCAACGCAUUCGACUUCCCACCGCAACUAGGCCCGUCUUUCCUCUCACCCUCGCAACCCAUUACCCACACAUUUUCCGCGCCCACCUCUCAGCCACCAUCAUUACCGGGAUCCACACGCGCAUCCGGUGUCUUCAACUCUGCGCUGCCGAUGUCAGAUUCACCUCUUCGUGGCAGCGUCGAAGACCUCCCCACCACACCCGCCGAUACCGACGAGCCAGAGGUACUCUUCCUGGCAGCCAGUCUCUUCGAGUUCAACAUCGCGCACGAUCGCCGCGAAGGCGGAAUACCAUACCUUGUGUAUGUGCCUGGCGAGAUAUUCGAUGUCAUCGGCAUGAAGGGUGAGCUAUGGCUCGCGCGAAAUCAAGACGACCAAACGAAGACAGUGGGAUGGAUUUGGGAAAAGCAUUUUGCGCGCAUUUUACCCGAAGAUGCAUAG